This is a messenger RNA of Plodia interpunctella (Indianmeal moth), 2109 nucleotides long. RefSeq lists its product as uncharacterized. NCBI's taxonomy places the organism in Eukaryota, Metazoa, Arthropoda, Insecta, Lepidoptera, Pyralidae. The record is from RefSeq and is a predicted model, not a curated record. Gene Ontology annotation, biological process: apoptotic process involved in development; engulfment of apoptotic cell; phosphatidylserine exposure on apoptotic cell surface. Gene Ontology annotation, cellular component: plasma membrane. The transcript has 4 exons. Bases 238 to 2016 code for a protein of 592 amino acids.
UCACCUUUAUCAAUGGGCGUGGAAACACAUCGUACAUUUGCUUUACUUACAAUUUGUUUGGUCUAAAAUUCUAAUAUCCUAAGACGAUGGACAAAGUUGUGAAAAAUAAGUGAAAAUGUGGAAACUAUACCAGAAACAACGAUACGUUUAAAAUAAUAGUUUUAGAACAAAGUGGGGAAAUCAGAUCUUUGGAACGUGGUGUUUAAACAUGAGUGCUGUAGCCUUUGUUUAUAUAAAAUGGUGACAUGCGAAUUGGACAAUGAUGUGUCAGGAGCUGUGUUAGGGUGGAAACUACCAGCAUGGCAAGCACUCCUGCUGCACCGGGUGCUGCCAUCUUGCGGAGGGCUGGUCAUUUACGUCACUCUCAUUUGUUUUGAUUUGGCGCUUGUUAAUGAGCACUUUGCGAAUGGACACAAUGUGGUCGGAAGCUUCUGCUUAAUUUUGAUUGUGCUGCCUGCUAUCAUCAAUCUAGUGUUCACCCUGGCGUCUCCACCCCCCGGCCUGCAAACUGAGAUGUCCGCUUAUUCCGUGACAUUGCAGAAGAAAGAUGUAAAAUGGAUUUUUCUACAAAUUUUCAACUGUUUUUUCUUUCCUGUGGCUGCUAUUGGCAGAUAUUGUUACCUUAUAUUUUGGUGGAUAGAAGCCGUAUACGCAUCAAGAGCUGAUGAUGACGCACGCACCCAAGAGGCCAUACAAUACGCACGGAAGCCAUCCCCAAUGGAACUUUACCUUUUCCUGCAGUCAUUUCUUCAUGCGGCGCCUCAUACCAUUGUGAAUAUCUUGGAUAUGAUGGCUCGCUUCAAUAAUCCUGUCUUUGGGAAAGCUACACUCCAAUCAAUCAGUAUAAUUGCGUCUUCACUACGAAUGGCCAGCACAGCAACCGUCUACAGGAGAUUUGAACGAGAAAAGUUGAACGGCCGUAAAUAUCCAUGGUGCAAACCCAAGGAAGAAAUAGACAAUGCUUUUAAUGAGAACCUCGAGACUGUUAUCGAUGGCAUCGACGAAGAUAGACAACAGAACGAAGAACCUAUUUAUGAAUCGAUAGACAAAAUGGAUUCCCUUCCAUCCCACAGAGCGAGUUAUAGAAAAUCUCGAGAAACCAGCGACCUUAUUAAGUUUUCACCAACCCCUAGAACGAUCAACGACUCAACAUUUUAUUACGAUUACGAUGACGUAUCAACUGAUUCGCACAGUUCCGGGUAUCUUCCUCCGGUUGAAACAAUGAGAUCAUCGCCAGAAGUAAAUAGUGAUGAAGAAUAUGUAAGGCCAAUAUCGAUUAUAGAUCGGGUAGCGCCUCGAAGGCGGGAUACGCAAUACACCAUACAAGAAGUAUACGUGCCGCCUCCUCCUGAAACACCGGCACCAAGACCGGGAUCCUUGGCCGUGUGGGCAGAGAAAAUGGUGGAAAAUGCGGAGUCAAUACCUAUGUGGCUUUCAGCUCCUCCAAGAAGAAAAUAUUGUGACGAAGUGGUCCAAGAUGAGCCUGAUAUUCCAAUUCGUGUCCCACGGUCGUAUAUGCGGGGUUUGGAACCGCAGGACCUGACAGCGUCGCUGGUGCAUUUUCUCGCGUGGUACGCCUUUUUCGUUUCACGUCUGCUCUCUAUUGCCGCCUUCAUCAACUUAUCUAUUAUGGCUUCAACUAUCGUUCUCUUCUCUCAUUACCAAGUGAUGCUAUUGUUUUUGAUUGUACCUCAAGCGAGCACUAUGAAGAGAUCCUUUUAUCUAUUUCUGGCAUUCGUGUACCUCUUCUGCCUUAUGGAGUUCAAAAUUAGAUUUCGUCAUGUCCGUGUAUGGCAUGCCUUUUGGAUUAUAGUGGUUACAGCCGAGACUGUAAUAUUUACGGGUCUAUGGGUCGGCAUAGACAAUAAGUUACACUUUUGGUGGCGACAGUACAUAGUGUAUGUGAUUGUAUUGAGCAUGUUAUUAAGUUACAUGUGUUUUGCAGCGUAUUUUAUGUUGUUAAAACCUAAAGAAACUAUAGUGUAUAUUAAAAAUAAAAAUAAAUUUUCUAAAUAACAAAACUACAUUUGUAAAUAUUUAUCGAAUUUAUGAGUUUCUUGGUAACACCAUAAGUAAAGAAUUAAUUUUAAUAAAUAUUUGUAAAGAAUA